AUGCCAGUUGGAGCUCGAGAAUUGGCUGAAAUGAAGAGGACGGACGACAAGAAGGACACGGUGACUAUCCGGGCGGUAAGCCGGGACGAGGAACGCAAGAAGAAGGUGGAGAAGCUGGAGCUUCACACCCACAACAUCGACACCAUCAAGUACGUGGAGAAGAAGCUCUUCGACAAGGGCGUGCACAAGAUGGAGCGCCACCCUACGGACGGGCUCCCGUUGAACCGGCCGCCGCCGAAGUCGGGGCACGGCGGGAAGUUCACAUGGGAGGGCCCGGCGGCGGAGCCGGAUAACGAGCUGGAGCCGCUGCCGCCGGCGAUAGACGAGAGGGACCCCAACUACGUGGACGAGGAGGCGGAGAAGAGGGCGGCGGCGGAGGCGGGUGGGGCCGUGAUCGGCGAGGUUGAGGCACCCAAGGCGGCGGAGGCAAGGGAAGGGGUGGCGAGGGUUGAGGUUGAUCCUCGGUUGAAUGUUUAG
Molecule: messenger RNA, 477 nt
Organism: Diospyros lotus (date-plum)
Lineage: Eukaryota; Viridiplantae; Streptophyta; Magnoliopsida; Ericales; Ebenaceae
Exons: 1
Coding region: 1-477 (158 amino acids)
Source: RefSeq, a predicted model, not a curated record